Molecule: messenger RNA, 546 nt
Organism: Linum trigynum
Lineage: Eukaryota; Viridiplantae; Streptophyta; Magnoliopsida; Malpighiales; Linaceae
Source: the annotation of a GenBank genome assembly
AUGCAAGAUGAAUACUCCAAGUCAUUCAAAUACCAUAUACGACCAAACAACUCCAAGGAUAAAGAUGGAAUGUUUGCAUAUGAGCUUCACAAACUAGAUCAGCAAGGAAAUCCUAUUGAUACGAGGAUUGGUAUGGUUGACUUUGUGGAGCGUAAGCUGAUUUGCUCAUGCAAGAUGUUCGAGAAGUGUGGAUGGCUUUGUCGCCAUGUGUUGCGCGCAAUAGAUCACCUCGGCUAUGGAGGACACCCAGAAAUCCUGAAUAUUCACACACGCUACAUCUUAAAGAGGUGGACAUAUGAUGCAAAAUCUGGAGAUUUCACACUACCGACAAUACAAGAUACAGCAGAGAGGUUUGGCCAGCCUAGCACAAGCACGGAAGCAGAAUUGAAUCCAACAAGUUCAGAGAGUGAACCACAUUGGGCGAAAGCAUUAAAAGUCAGGACUGAUCCAUUUAAAUCAAGGACAAGGAGGAAGAAUCGUAUUGAAAUCAUUCGAGAAAGGAGAAGACAGACAAAGUUACAAGAAAGGGCAGCUGAAGGAAAGUAA